Molecule: messenger RNA, 1686 nt
Organism: Aspergillus bombycis
Lineage: Eukaryota; Fungi; Ascomycota; Eurotiomycetes; Eurotiales; Aspergillaceae
Exons: 4
Coding region: 1-1686 (561 amino acids)
Source: RefSeq, a predicted model, not a curated record
AUGGGAUCAGAACUCGGAAUCACCCCAGAGUCUAAGCCGCAGGCCGCAUACACCCCAGUCAGCAUAUGGUGGGCAUGCUGGGCCGGCGUGUGGACUACCGCUGUGGUGCUGGGCAUGAUCUAUCUCAUCGCCAAUCGCAACAUGCCGACUCUCCGAAUACGCGGCCUUGGUCUCUCGCUAUCAGCGAUCGUCCUCCUUCAUUUGUAUUGGGCGUCUGUCCAAUUCGGGGUUAUGAUCGGUGCCAUCAUGCCAGGAGACGCCCAGUACUGGAUCAUGGGCACCUAUUUGCCCUGCGGAAUCGCCCUAUUCCACGCUUCCAACAGCCGAUUCCUCCACGUCGCAAAGCAUCAGCGGAAAUAUGCCCAUCAUGAUAGCCGCCUCACGGAAUCCCUUCCCGAUGAGAAGCCCAAAGGCGGUUUGUUUGGCCGCUUCCGCCGACUCGAGUAUACCAAACGGAUCGUCAUUCUCGUUGGUAUCGCCAUGGUCGUUCAGAUUUUCCUUACCGUCCUGAUGUGGGUGAUUUCCCGCAAGUGGCACAGCUCUUGGGGAAUCCCCGGCACUGAGGUUACGGGUACUCCGAUGGAGCAGGCGACGGAACAGGGCCGAGGCUGGGAAUGGUGGCCUGGUGUGUUUUGGCAGUUCUUUUGGGCCUGGUUUGUUGCUCCCGUUGUUCUCUGGAAAUCUCGCCAUAUCCAUGAUACCCAAGGCUGGCGAGUUCAGACAAUUGGUUGCGCUGUCGCCAACCUCCACGCUACCCCGAUGUGGCUCAUCGCUCUCUACGUUCCGGGCAUGGAAGUGGUCAACCAGUACUGGAUUCCUCCGCAGUGGAUUUGCUUAUCCAUUUGGAUCAUGGAAAUAUUCACCGUCUUUCUCCCCUGCUGGGAAGUAAUGCGCCACCACGCUCUCCGCCAGGAGACGUUCAACGCGAUUGAGCAGUGGGAGUCAAAAAUGAAGUCGUCUGGCUCAGAAGCCAGGUCCCUCAGCUCCAUCCCUACCAUGGUCGAAUCCAUGAUGUCCGGCUGGAAAUCCACCAACGGCUCUGUCGAUACCACCGGCUCUCGCGACAGUAUCCUAACCAUGGGUGCCCUGGAACAUGUCUUGGAACGCAAUCCCGCUCCUCUUCAGAAGUUCUCCGCCCUCAACGACUUUUCCGGCGAGAAUGUCGCCUUCCUCACCAGCGUUGCCGAAUGGAAGAACUCGUUGCCCAAGGCACUCCGAGAUAGCACUACCCCCAUAGAUGACAACAUGAAGGAAUUGCUUCACGAACGUUUCAACCGCGCAUUGCACAUUUACAUCAAGUUCAUCAGCGUCAGUCACGCCGAGUUUCCCGUGAAUAUUUCUUCCCAGGAUCUCCGAAAACUCGAAAACAUCUUCGAAGGGCCUGCUCGUGCCCUGUACGGCGAGAAGCGCGCUGCUGUCGAUCCUGUCACUCCUUUCGAAGCCCCCAGUUUCCCCAUGAAAACUCUUUCCUCGCCCAGCUCCGCAAACGGCUCCCAGGUCGCGCUCCACCAAGUGUCCUCAGAUGACCGCGUGCAAUUCUGGGGUGAAGUCCCGGAGAGUUUCGGGCCAACUGUCUUUAACGACGCCGAGAAGAGUAUCAAGUAUCUUGUUCUCACCAACACAUGGCCCAAGUUUGUCAAGAGCUGUAGAACCCCUGCUGCUUCUAUCAAGGGGGAGGCUGUCUGA